Paramisgurnus dabryanus is the source of this 7922-nucleotide messenger RNA. Lineage: Eukaryota; Metazoa; Chordata; Actinopteri; Cypriniformes; Cobitidae. The record is from RefSeq and is a predicted model, not a curated record.
CUACGCUUCGAUCUCGACACAUCGUCGAAACGUGAGUUUCGCGUCAGCCAACUCAGACCGGAUUCUUUUAGUAUUACAGAAACAAAGUUAUUUUUAUCAUUAUAUCUCUCUGUAUGACGAUUUAGUUGAGUGUUUUUUUGUUGUUGUUCUUCUAUCGGUCAGUGGGUUUAUGGGUGUAACGGUUAUUACUGAGUAACGUUGAUCAUGUCUUGACUCAACACAACAACAGCAACAUGAGGACGAUCACUUUACUCUUCAUCAUCUCUUUUUUCAUCAAUGGUGUGUUUGGUGAUGAAGUGAAGUUAGUGUCAGUGAUGGAGGGAGAUUCUCUUACUCUACACACUGAUAUUACUGACAUAACGGCAUCAGAUGCUCUGAUAGCAACAUGGACAUUUGGGCCUCAAAAAGAUAAAACAAUAGCUCAGUUUAAUAGAGAAGCCAAAAUCUCAUCCACAUAUAAAGACGUUCAGAUUUUCAAAAACCGAUUGAAGCUGAACAGCCAGAAUGGAGAUCUCACCAUCACAAACAUCAGAACUGAACACACUGGACUUUAUAAUGUACGGAUAAAUUUCAGACAAAAGAUUACACAGAAGAGUUUCAGUGUUAACGGUGUGGUUGGUGCAGGUGGGGUGAAGUCAGUGUCAGUGAUAGUGGGAGAUUCUGUUACUUUACUCACUGAUGAUCCUGAUAUCAAGAAAUAUGAUGUGAUACUGUGGAGUUUUGAACAUGAAACUCUAGUUGAACUCAACAGAAACACCCCGAAACCUACAUAUGAUAAAGUUCAUGAUGGGAGAUUCAAAGGCAGACUGCAGCUGGAUGUUAAGACUGGAUCUCUUGACAUCAGAAACAUCAGAACUGAUCACUCUGGACUUUAUGAAGUAGAUCUCAACAGCAACAGCAGCAGUUAUACCAUACAUCAGUCAUUCACUGUUAAUGUCCAUGAUAAAGUGAAGUCCAUGUCAGUGAAGAAGGGAGGUUCUGAUACUCUACAGACUCAUCUUACUGAAAUACAGAGCGAUGAUGAGAUAGUGUGGAGGUUUGUACCUGAUGACUCUCUGAUAGCUCAAAUAUAUAAACUAAACAAACUGUCUACAACUUAUGAUGGUGAUGAUGGGAGAUUCAGAGGCAAACUGAAGCUGAAUAAUCAGACUGGAGAUCUCAUCAUCACUGACAUCAGGCCUGAUUACUCAGGACUUUAUGAACUGAAGAUGAGCCUCAGAAGACAAACCAUUCAGAGGAGAUUCAAUGUUGAUGUCGAGCGAGGUCUGUCUCCAGGUGUUGUAGCAGUAAUAUGUGUUCUCAUCCUCCUGCUUCUUGCUGCUGCUGCUGCUGCUGGUGUGAUUUACCAUCGCCUCAGGAUUGCUACAUUAUUGGUUACACCACUGGAAGUAAAUGAGGGGAAAUCUGUUCAUCUGAAGACUGAAGUUACUGACAUACAGAGAGUUGAUCUGAUAGAGUGGAGAUUUAGAGAAACUCUCAUAGCUAAACUCAAUCCUGCAAACAAUAUCUUCAGUACAUCUAAUGAUGAUCUAUUCAGAGAUAAACUGAAGCUGAAUCAUCAGACUGGAGAUCUCAACAUUAAAGACAUCAGAUGGGCACACACUGGAGUUUAUAAACUGAAGAUCAUCAGAGGAGGAAAAACAUCAUACAAGAGAUUCUUUGUGUCUAUCAGAGAUACACACCUGUAUGUGUAUGAGGGAGAAUCUGUCAAUCUGCAGACUAAAGUUCCUGACAUAAAGAGAGAUGAUGUGAUAGAGUGGAGAUCUGGAGAAACUCUCAUAGCUGAAAUCAAUCCUGCCAGCAAAAUCUUCAGUACAUAUGAUGAUGCUAAAGGUCUAUUCAGAGAUAAACUGAAGCUGAAUGAUCAGAAUGGAGAUCUCAACAUCACUAACAUCAGACAGAAACACACUGGAGUUUAUACACUGAAGAUCAUCAGAGGAGGAGAAACAUCAUACAAGAGAUUCAGAGUGUUUGUCAGAGGUGAAAUACUGAAAGUGGAUGAGGGGAAAUCUGUUGAUCUGAAGACUGAAGUUACUGACAUAAAGAGAGUUGAGAAGAUAGAGUGGAGAUUUGAAGAAACUCUCAUAGCUGAAAUCAAUCCUGCCAACAAUAUCUUCAGGACAUAUGAUGGUGAUUAUAAUCUAUUCAGAGAUAAACUGAAGCUGAAUCGUCAGACUGGAGAUCUCAACAUCAAUGACAUCAGACAGAAACACACUGGAGUUUAUAUACUGAAGAUCAUCAGAGGAGGAAAAACCUCAUACAAGAGAUUCACUGUGUUUGUCAGAGAUCAAACAGAAAAACUGCAGCUGAAUGAGGGAUCAUCUGUCGAUCUUAAGACUAAAAUUAAAAACAUAAAGAAAGAUGAUUUGAUGGAGUGGAGAUUUGGAUGUAAAGAAACUCUCAUAGCUCAAAUCAAUCCUGCCAACAAUAUCUUCAGUACAUAUGAUGGUGAUGAUGAUCUAUUCAGAGAUAAACUGAAGCUGAAUCAUCAGACUGGAGAUCUCAACAUCAAUGACAUCAGAGAGAAACACACUGGAGUUUAUACACUGAAGAUCAUCAGAGAUGGAAAAACCUCAUACAAGAGAUUCAAUGUGCUUGUCAGAGGACAACUGUAUGUGUAUGAGGGUGAAUCUGCUGAUCUGAAGACUGAAGUUACUGACAUAAAGAGAGAUGAUGUGAUAGAGUGGAGAUUUGAAAAAACUCUCAUAGCUAAAAUCAAUCCUGUCAACAAUAUCUUCAGGACAUAUGAUGAUGAUGAUCUAUUCAGAGAUAAACUGAAGCUGAAUCCUCAGACUGGAGAUCUCAACAUCAAUGACAUCAGAGAGAAACAUGAUGGAGUUUAUAUACUGAAGAUCAUCAGAGAUGGAGAAACAUCAGACAGGAGAUUCAAAGUGUUUGUCAGAGGUCAAACAAAAAUACUGGAUGUGCACGAGGGGACAUCUGCUGAUCUGAAGACUUAUCUUACUGACAUACAGAGAGUUGAGAAGAUAGAGUGGAGAUUUGGAGAAACUCUCAUAGCUGAAAUCAAUCCUGCCAAUAAUAUCUUCAGUACAUAUGAUGGUGAUUAUGGUCUAUUGAAAGGUAAACUGAAGCUGAAUCAUCAGACUGGAGAUCUCACCAUCAAUGACUUCAGAUGGCAACACACUGGAGAUUAUACACUGAAGAUCAUCAGAAACGGAGAAACCAAGGACAGGAGAUUUAUUGUGUUUGUCAUCAAUCAUUUCGAAGAAUGGAAAGUGGAUGAAGGAGAUUCUGUUGAUCUGGAGACUGAUCUUACUGACAUACAGAGAGUUGAUCUGAUCGAGUGGACAUUUAGAGGAACUCUCAUAGCUAAAAUCAAUCCUGCCAACAAUAUCUUCAGUACAUAUGAUGAUUAUGAUCUAUUCAAAGAUAAAUUGAGGCUGAAUCAUCAGACUGGAGAUCUCAACAUCAAUGACAUGAGAGAGGAACACUGUGGAGUUUAUAUACUGAAGAUCAUCAGAGGUGAAACAUCCUCAUGCAAGAAAGUUAUUGUGUUUUUCAGAGGUGAAGUAAAAACACUGUAUGUGUAUGAGGGAGAAUCUGUUGAUCUGAAGACUGAAGUUACUGACAUACAGGGAGAUGAUCUGAUAGAGUGGAGAUUUGCAGAUGAAGAAACAAAGAAUGACUUUGAUGAUGAUAAAAGUCUCAUAGCUGAAAUCAAUCCUGAAAACUGCGGUUUCAAUCCAUGUGAUUAUGGUGAUGGCUGGUAUUCUUGGAUAUUCAGAAAUAAACUGAAGCUGAAUCCUCAGACUGGAGAUCUCAACAUCAAUGACAUCAGACGGGAACACUCUGGAGUUUAUACACUGAAGAUCAUCAGAGAUGAAAUAAGCUCAGACAAGAGAUUCAGAGUGAUUGUCAUAUGUGAAACAAAAAUACUGGAAGUGGAUGAGGGGAAAUCUGUUGAUCUGAAGGCUGAAGUUACUGACAUAAAGAGAGUUGAUCUGAUAGAGUGGAGAUUUGAAAAUGAAGAAAAAAAGAGGGGAUUUGAUGAUGAAGAAACUCUCAUAGCUGAUAUCAAUCCUGCCAGCGAGAUCGUCAGGACAUAUGAUUGUGAUGAUUAUGGUGAUGAUGAUGAUGAUUAUAAAGGUCGAUUCAAAAAUAAACUGAAGCCGAAUCAUCAGACUGGAGAUCUCAACAUCAGUGACAGCAGUGAGGAACAUUCUGGAGAGUAUAUACUGAAGAUCAUCAAAGGUGGAAAAACCUCAUACAAGAGAUUCAUUGUGUUUGUCAGAGAUGUUAAAGGUGAAAUACAAGCACUGGUAACAUGUAUGGGGAGAUCUGUCACUCUGAAGAAUAAUAUUCCUGACCCACAGAGAGAUGAUGUGAUGGUGUGGUUUUAUGGAGAAACGUUCAUUGCUAAAAGCGAUCCUGCUGGCGAUGUCUUCUGUAUAUCUCAUGGUUGUAAUGAUCUAUUCAGAGAUAAACUGGAGCAGAAUCAUCAGACUGGAGAUCUCACCAUCAAAAACAUCAGACAGGAGCACGCUGGAGUUUAUACACUUCAGAUCAAAAGAGGUGGAGACCAUAUACCCAUGUCUUUUGGUGUGUUAGUCAAUGAUAAUGUGGUGCCUGUCUCAGUGGAUGAGGGGAAGUCUUAUGAUCUAAUGUCUGAUCUUACUGACAUAAAGAGAGAUGAUGUGAUCGAGUGGAGAUUUGAAGGAACUCUCAUAGCUAAAAUAAAUUUUGCCAACAAUAUCUUCAUUACAUCUGAUGGUGAUGAUGAUAUAUUCAGAGAUAAACUGAAGCUGAAUCAUCUGACUGGAGAUAUUAACAUCAAAAACAUCAUAGAGAAACACACUGGGGAUUAUAUACUGAAGUUCAUCAGAGAUGGAGAAACCUCAUACAAGAGAUUCAUUGUGACUGUCACAGCUUCUAACAGAGAAGAUCCAGUGGAGGCGAGAGAAGAUCCAGUGGAGGCGAGAGGAGAUCCAGUGGAGGCGAGAGGAGAUCCAGUGGAGGCGAGAGGAGAUCCAGUGGAGAUAGAGAUUCAGCCGUUGUUGAAUAAUAGCACUUCCAAAGGAGAAGAUUCAGUGGAGACGAGAGAAGGUUCAGUGGCGAUAGAGAUGCAGCCGUUGUUGAAUAAUAGCAGUCAGCAGCAGUGAUCUUAAUUCAGUGUAACACCUUCAACAUUACAAACACAUCAGCAUCACAUCACUUAUAACAUCACCCUCAUAUCAUUGAGGUCAAAAAUAUGUGCUGAUGAACCAGAGGAAAAGAUUUAUUUUUGAUUUGCCUUUUACAUCCUUUGGUGUGUAUUAGUACAUGUUUACGAUAUGCAAAAGGUAUAAACCCCAAAGUAAACGAUGACGCGAGUUAUCGUCUUCAAUGUAAAUCUCUUCUCUUGGACUACAACAAACACACGGAUUGUAGGCAACAGUUUACCUCCUGGGCCGGUUGACGUGGACAUGACGGUCAAUUAUUAUCAUAAUUCUUCCUGCUUUGACUCACAGCCUGUUUUCAUAUUUAAAGAAUUGACUACUAACUAAAUCAUGAUUCAAACAUGAGUUUUGUGCAGUGCAGAGUAGCGCUUGUUUGUCAUUUCUACGAUCACAAAUGCAGACAUGGUUUUAAUGUUUUAGUAUCCUUACCUUGACAAUCUGUAACGUUCUACUCAAGCCACGCUGGCAAAGAUGAGCUUGGUCAUCUGCAUUUUCUGGAUCAGAUUCGACUUACAUUGAUAACAUAGUUAAGACAAUAUGGACUCCGGUCAGUAUUGCAUUGGGAGUUGAACUUUAACAGUGUUAUAAAAACAAAAGCCUAACUUCCUCAUGUAUAUCCAGGGGUGCACAUAACUGGUGCGCAUGCGUGUUUAAAAUAAAAAAUGCCUACCCGACGCUGCUCUUAAAGGUGCAUUUGCGUACCAACGUUGCUGGAAUUUUGUUACGCAGUUACCUAAUUUACUGCAACAAGGGAUUUCUCCAUUGGUAGGAUAAUUAUUAUGUGCUAAAAUGUCUUGUUAGCAGCGAUGCAACAGUUACUGGCCCGAUUGGCCAAUUUAUAUAUUUAAGCACAAAAAGAUACUUGACUCCCUAUACCUUGAUCCUGAUCCGCAUUUUAAGGCAGCACGCCAGUACAAGCAAAUAAGCAAGACAGCAUUCAAAUACCAACAGAGUUUAUAAUUUUAACACAAAAAAAGGCAGAAUGCCAUAAUUAUUGUAGUAAAAGUCUUUUAAAUAAAUAAAUAAACAUUAAAUGAAUAUAAGAAGUUGAGAAAUAUAAUGCGUGUGUAACAUUAUAUUGCAUCAGUGCACUUAAAGUGACGGAACGGUCUAAAACAGGCUUGUUACCUGACCGAGUGUUCUGUAAAAUGAAGACCCAGCCUUGGGUUAAAAACAACCCAGCAUUUUUAGAUUACAUAAACUUGAUGCUGUUUUUAAAAUUCAUUAAACCACAAAGAAAAUCAUAAUUUCCUUGUCUUGACUGAAUAACUUUUGUAACUUUAAAAAGAAUGAAUUUAAUUGACACAGCCUGAAAACAUGAACAGCACUGUUUAUUUCAUUUGUAUGUUUGUUUCAUUUGUAUUUAUUUGUGCUAUUGCCAGUAGUUACGUAUGAAGGUUCAUCUACCAUGUUUUAACCAAAGAGAUAUGGUGAAGAGAGUAGUCAGGAGAUUAGUGAUGGCAGCAUGUAGGAUGUCUGUGCCAUUAAUAGUGUGAGUACCAAUCAGAGAACCAGGACAAAAUAAUUUAUGUGCACCCCUGUGAAUAUCUACCAUAUAUGUACUACAGCAGUAUUUCACUGAUUUUUUUUCUUUUUGUUGAUAUUAGUUGACAUCCCAAGUCUCUGUCCACGUGUCCUAGUAUGCAUACUUCACUCAUAUACAGAAUGCAAAACUAUAAGUGGUUUAAAUGAGUAAAUGUGAAUCUGCAGAUUAAACGGUGUGUUAUUGUCACUCUGAUGAUCUGCUGAUCUUAACUUCUUUUCUAUCCCAUAAUGCCACAGGGGCAAAGGAGCAAUCACAUUCAUAAAGUAAAACAUAUAUAAAUAUAUGUGAAUUGAACUCAGGUGACUGUUUUGUAGUUGUGUUGUGUUCCUGUAGUUUAAUUGAUAGCUUGUGACGCUAGCAGCAGCUGUAGGUUUAUUUUUUUCAUUGGUUUAUCAAUGAAUAUAAGCAGAUAUACCAAAGAAUCAAUGCUUUAUUAUUUUCAAAGGUAAUAACACACAUUAUUCCUGUGAUUAAAUUGCAUUUACAGCAAGUUUGUAUUAUUUUAGCCUUGUUAAGCUUUGCCAAAUGUUUAUAUUCUAAACUCUGUGCCUUUUUUAUUAUUAUUAUUAUGUAUCCAUAAUUGCUAUAGCAAAUAUCUACUAAUAUACAUUUUGUUAAAUAUUAGCCUGAUAUUUUUAUAUCUCAGACUUUGUCAUUACAUUUAUACAAUCUGUUUUGUUUUUUUAUUAGUGUGAAACUGUAUGACACAUUGAUUUAUAGCACUUAAUUCAAAGUAUUUCAAUUUAAAUUCAGUUCAAUCUCUUUUAGUUUGUUCUUCUCUGAACAUUAUGGUGCAGUUUCCCAGACAGGGAUUAGAUUAGUCCUAGACUAAAAUAUAUGUAAGAGCUGUCCAGACUGAAAACAACUUGCAUUGACAUAUCUUAAAAUACAUCAUUGCCCUUAAUUUUGCCUCAAAAUGCACAAAAGUCAUGUUUUUAGUAAAGCAUGUUUGUUAAAACUAGUUAUAUUUGAUAAUUAAACUGAGGCCUAGUCCUGGUUUUAGAUAAUCCCUGUCCGGGAAACGGCCCACAAGUGUAGUGUUACAAUUUUAAUAUGAUAAUCUUUUGUUUUUAUUGUAAGUGUUUGUUUAAAUGUUUUUUCUUAAUGUUUUUUGUUAUUUUGUACUGUAAAGCACUUUGUAUCAGCUACUGUACAUGUUGUGCGAAAAGUGCCUUUAAAUAAAUUAAACAAACAAAUCA